GAUGAAGCGAAUAACAAGGAUCCGAAGGAAUAUCAUAGGCCUUACGUUGAGAGGAAUCAAUUAUCAAACAACAAGAUUCAAGACCUCCAUGACUUCUCUCCCGCGUAUACUCUUCUUCAACCCUGUCCGUCAUGCGCACCAAGCGUACGAGGCCCUACAAAGCGUAGCAGCCUGCGAAGUCGUCACCAGCGCCUCCCGCGCAGAAUUCUUUUCAGACAUUCGCGGGAAGUACAACGAUGUACAAGUCAUAUACCGCACUUCGGCCAGCGGAGCCGUUGCUGGCAACUUCGACGAAGAAUUCAUCUCCCAUCUCCCUCCAUCACUAAAAUAUAUCUGCCAUAAUGGCGCCGGGUAUGACCAAAUCGAUGUACAUGCCGCCGCCGCGCGUGGCAUCUCCGUCACCUAUGCGCCUGAUCCAGUUACAGCCGCAACCGCUGAUUUAACGCUCUUCCUCCUCCUCGGCGCCUUACGACAGCUCAAUCCGUCCUUCAGCAAGCUUCGCAGUGGUCAAUUCAAAAAGGGUGUCGCAUUUGGACACGACCCGCAAGGCAAAACCCUCGGUAUACUUGGGAUGGGCCGCAUUGGUCGUGCCGUGAAGGCCCGUGCGGAUCCAUUCGGCCUUAAGACCGUGUAUCACAAUCGCAACCCUUUACCAAACGACCUAGGGGCCGGCGCUUCCUACGUAUCGUUUGAUCAACUCUUGGCGGAAAGCGACAUCAUUUCGGUUCACGUUCCGUUGUCCGCGAAAACCAAGCAUCUGAUUGGUGCGAAGGAGAUUGCGAAAAUGAAGCCUGGUGUUGUACUCGUGAAUACGGCACGUGGAGCUAUCAUUGACGAGGCUGCAAUGGCUGUUGCCCUGGAUGAGGGGCGCAUUGCGGCUGUUGGGUUGGAUGUUUACGAGCAGGAGCCGUUUAUCGAUGAGCGGUUGAUGAAAAACGAGCGGGCACUGUUGGUACCGCAUCUAGGCACACAUACGACCGAGACAUUGGCAAAAAUGGAGGCGCAUGCGAUGGAGAAUGCGAAGAGAGCGGUACUGGGUCAGGAUCUACUGACUGUUGUACCAGAACAAUUAGCGAGGUCAAAUGGGGUAACUGGAGUGCAUUGAUUAUAGUUUGGGC
Molecule: messenger RNA, 1118 nt
Organism: Paraphaeosphaeria sporulosa
Lineage: Eukaryota; Fungi; Ascomycota; Dothideomycetes; Pleosporales; Didymosphaeriaceae
Exons: 1
Coding region: 89-1105 (338 amino acids)
Cellular component (GO): cytosol
Molecular function (GO): hydroxypyruvate reductase [NAD(P)H] activity; NAD binding; glyoxylate reductase (NADPH) activity
Source: RefSeq, a predicted model, not a curated record